Mugil cephalus (flathead mullet) is the source of this 8825-nucleotide messenger RNA. It is a transcript of the gene akap11, whose product is annotated as A kinase (PRKA) anchor protein 11. Gene Ontology annotation, molecular function: protein kinase A binding. The transcript has 12 exons. Gene Ontology annotation, biological process: intracellular protein localization. Lineage: Eukaryota; Metazoa; Chordata; Actinopteri; Mugiliformes; Mugilidae. The record is from RefSeq and is a predicted model, not a curated record. The coding region runs from base 360 to 5972 and encodes 1870 amino acids. Gene Ontology annotation, cellular component: cytoplasm.
CGAGAACGGGUUCAGUGAAUGGAGAGUUCAGUUCAAUUUAGGCACCGGUAGAAAUUGACUCUUAAGUGUAUUUAUCUUCUAGCAUUCCAACGAGCUGAAUUUUAUGGAGAUAUGUGGAGUUUUAAAUGGAUAUGUUACCCAGCACUAUCCACUAUAAAAAUAAAUAAAUAAAUAAAAACUCAAGCUGCGGUUCUGUUUCCAGUUUGACAUGAAGGUUCCGGUUUCCAUUUUCUCCAAACGACCGACUCGUUCAGGCAUCGCGCAUCAAACUCAGCGGCUACAGUCGGCGCUGCUGGAGACCGACACCGAGUGGUGAGGUGAGCGGCCAGCCAGCCAGCCUCGUUCAGCUCCUAUUUGCUAUGGAUGCCUGUGCCCGUAUUAGAGGAGUCCCAAUGAGGUCCAGGGCAUCGGUCCGGAAAGAGACUGUGCGUGACACUGGGGCGCAGUCAGUGAAGAGCCUCUUUAGGAAUAAAAAGGAACUCUGCUGUGUUGGCCUGGAGCUUCCAACCAGAGAUGCUGCAAGACUGACAGAGAUUCAUUUUGUGUGUCUGCCCGGUCAGUGUGAAGGAGAAGAUGUCACCCAGCAGGCACUGUCAUCUCUGCCAGGGGGACUGUGUGAGCUUCUUCGGUCCCUCCAUGUCCACAGCCUCAAGAACGAUGAAGUCCUGCUGCUCAAAGACUCUCGCAGACUGGCAGAGCACAUUGACACCAGGCCUCAGUGUUGGUUGAAGACUGUGUGCGUGCUGAGGCAUAAUCCCAUCAUGAGCUUUUACCCCCAGGCCAGUGUAGCGUCCUUGGUGGGCUUGUUGGGGUGCUACAUGGCAGGGGUCCGCUACACACUAGAGCUUCAGGCUCUUCAGAGAGGCAUAGCUGAACCCAACCAGCCAGAGGAAGACGACACCAACCAGUCCGUCUCAUCAAUCGAGGAUGACUUUGUCACAGCCCUGGAGCAUUUGGAAGAGGACGACACGGGAGGCAAUCUCUCUAUGUAUUGCCAUUUUAAAAAGCGUGACGUGGCAUCCCAGACAGUUCCUGCCCACAAGAGAAGAAAGGAAUUAUCAGGCUCCCGUGUCUUCAUAAGUUCAUCAUCUUCAAAGAAGUGUUCAGCCAAACAUAGGUCAGGUCCAGAUGUUUCUGUCACAGUGCAGAGGUCAUCAGGUGUGGAGUCCCAGUGGACUUACUGCAGUCCUGGUAUUCGUCUCCCGUCACCUUUGAUUCAAGUCAGUGAGUCUGAAGACUCAGAUUGUUCCAGCCCCAGCCCAAUAAUUUUUCUGGAUGAAGUGGGCUACCAGAAGAGCCUGCUAGCCAAACUGGACAUCCCCCAGGUGCCAGGGGGGCCCAGAGAGCGGGUUGAAGACUCGGACUCGGAGGUCAGCGAAUUCUUUGACAGUUUUGACCAGUUUGAUGACCUGGAUGAACUUAGCUCAGAGAGCUGCACUCUCACACUGCCUCUGGACGCCAUCAAUGCCCCAACCACACAAAAAAUGUCCGCUGAAUCUGGCGCCAGUGGGUCAGCGUCCAAAUACAUUUCUAGGGGCUGCUCAACCAAGGGUAUGAAUCCUCACCGUUUUGACCACCCCACUCUCCCAGCCAAUGUGAAAAAACCCACUCCCCUGAAACCAGGAUCUCCUUACUCUGUUAACUCUGAGGUGCCUGACUCCCCUCGACUGGUGCAGACUCCCUCUGAUGAGAAUGGAGGCCCUCUCUUCAGUCCUGUUAGCUCGUCUGCUUUUAGUCCUCUAGUGGACUCUAGUGGACAGCUAGAAUACUUCUGGAAGACGGAUGAGGAUGAACAAGAAAGUUCAGAACUACGUAAACCCCAGGAUCUCUGCUCUCUGUAUAAGACGUACUCAGACUUUGCCAGCAGUCUUUCCAAAGAAAUUCUGGAGUCGGUGUGUGGUUACCAGUCUGCUGUUGACAUCAGUGACAACAAGAACCUGAGCUGUGUCUGCCACAAGGAAUUUAAGAACCCUUCAGGCUACCUAAUGAAGCUCUCAGAAAUCCAAGAGACUGUCACAGUGGCCAAGCUGCAGAAGACAUCCCAGUCUUUGAAGGAUGGUAUUCAGAGGUUUGCCAGCGAUCUGGUGGAAAUGAGUUUGGGCAGUGCCUUGCGAGACCUCCAAAAAGGAGUUUCUUCUUGUACCACCACUUUGUGUCACCUAGCUGCCAGACUUACCUCCUCAGUGUUUCAGAUGGCCUUCCAUGAGAUUGGCAUGCGACACGCCUAUGUGUUAAAGGAACGAGCAAUCAAUGGAUUAGCUGGCUUCCUGGUUGGGGAGGCUGUUUCUGGGGCACUGAAAGAGUUCCUGACAGUGAAGAAGCAGAUUUUCCACAGCACAGUGACACGUUUUGCUGCUGAUCUGGCCGAAGAGCUUGUGUUUGAAGGAAUAAUGGAAGUGUGUCAGUUCUCCCACCCCUCAACUCCUCUCACACCUAGUGAUUGGUCUUUUGGCCAUGGACAAGAACAGGAGGAAGAGGAGGAGGUGGUUUCCUCCUACGCUUCUGACUUGUCUGAGUCUGUAAUCCAGGAGGCCUUCAUUGAGCUUUCUCAGGCUGAUGUUGCCUUCACUAGCCAGGCAGCUAUUAGUGUGUCUCUGGACAACAUUUGUUAUGUCAGUGCAGAGAACUCUAGCACUCGCACCUGUAGUACCUUUGCUAACCAGCAGGUUUUAAGUACCAGUUCCACUGCGGCAGUCACAGGGCCUUCAAAAGAGGAUGCAUCCUGCACCAUGAAGAAAGCCUUGUUCACUGUAUCGGGCAUGGCCAGCUGUAUUCCUGUGCCCCAGGCAGGUCAAGCCCUCUCCCUUGUCCAGGAUCCUGAGGAUUCCUGUCAGCACAAGUCUAGCUUGUCAGAUACCCCACAGGCCAGCCCCAAAAAAGUACCUGUAAUAUCCUCUGACAACACCACAUCUACACAAACUCCAUUCCAAAACUUCUCUGGCAACAUGGUGGAUAUGAUAGUAACUGAGGCUUGUGAGCUAAUAACCACCUCCAAGAUGAAAAAGAGUUUUGGUGACUGUGCAGAUUUCUUGACAAAGACAAUCGGAAGUCGAAGGGACUCGAAGCAGGAGACAAUUGAUGAGGAGACCCCAGAGUCCACUUCAAAUCUUGGAGCUGGCAGGGAGAGUUUCAAGCAUGACUGUAGAGAUUUUGGGAGUGUCAGGCACGGAGGCCCUGUUGAGCAAACAACAGGCCUUCACAUUCCUCCCAUUUCCUUUCAAACAACCUCUGAAAGCCAGGGGAAAAUCCACUGUGAGCUAGAUCCCAGGACCAGAGGUGUGGCUGAAACACAUCCUGUGAUAAUGGAUACUCUUGAUGUUCCGGGUGCCGAGACGGGUGGACACAGAAGGUUAUCUGUGGAUGACUCUGCACCAAGCUCUGGCCAAAAAUCUGGUGGGACUCCUGGUACUCCUCCUUCCACCCCUCAGCAGCCCAGUGAAGUAUCCAAGGAGAAACAGAUAAAACAGUUUUCCAAGAAGCUGAAGAGCAAACUUGCUAAGGAAUUUUCCCCUGCAACACCACCUCCAACCCCUCACUAUCAGCCUGAGCCUGGUCCAGGGCCAAAAGACACCGUCCCCGAGGCAGACAAGGCAGAGUUUAUGCUCAAACUGAUGAGGUCUCUCUCCGAGGAGGCAGAUGGUAAUGAGGAUGAAGAGGAGGAACCAGAGGUAGACGAAGGCAGCACGGGUGGCACCAACAAAUAUUCGGAGAUAGAGAGUGGCCGGCUUGACCUGAACCAGACAUCCUCUCGAAGAAUGUCCAACAAGGAAGCUCUCCACUAUGCUGAGAGACUGGCAUGUCACAUAGUCUCCAUGGCAACGGAGAUGGACACCCUGGUAGUGGCUGAGGAGGAAGGGGAGAUGAGCAAGGCCACCGAGAGAAAGCAGGACAGUGUGGCUCAGUUCUCGGAGCAGACCCUGAACACCUUGUGGGUGUACGCAGGCGAGGUGGCGGGAGAGGUCAUCAAUGAUGUGAAGAGGAUGGUGAGCUCUGGACAGCAGUGUCCGUAUCACAGAGCUUUCGGAAGAAGAAGCUUGGAAAGAUCUAGUUCUGAAUGUUUGCAUCACUACCACCGGCACCGGUCUCAACCCAGUGUAGAGCAGAACAGAGACUUGAGGUUAGGGAGGCUGGCUGAGCAAUGGUCUAAUGACCUGACAGCCUCAGUUUCCCAGCCAUCCACCUCCACUUCAAGCUCCAGCUCUGGUCUGUCCUCUGAGUAUCCCAGCUGUGAAAGUGUGACAGAUGAAUAUGCUGGCUACCUCAUCAGGGUGCUGAAAAAGGAGGGAGGCAGCAGGGAGUUGGUGCUAGACCAGUAUGCAAGCCGCUUGGCUUAUCGCUCCAUCAAACUAGGCUUGGCUCACGCCAGUCGCAAAAUCAAGCAAAGAUCCUCUGUCACCCGCCUCCGCUCCUCUAAGUCACUGCCAGAUGAAUGGAAAGCUUCUAGUAGUGAGGCCUCAUCGCCUAAGGAUAGAUUGGAGUCGAUGAUUUCUCAGUCAGGCGAUGAUUCUCAGUGUUGCUGCAGGGACUCUGAAGAGCAGAGUAAGAGGGACUACAUGGACUUGGUCAACUUUGCAGAAUCUUUAGCUUACAACAUCACAUGCGAUGUCACACGCAAGCUACGUCUUUCCUCCAUGCGACUGCCUAAGUCUCUCACUGAUUCCUGUCUUUAUAAGAAAUCCAAACUCGACAUGGCAGACAAUCUCAUCAGGAACUCCUUUUCCUGCCCCUUGUUGUCCAAAGAGGGUAAAAACAGACAUCACCACAGUACAGGAAGCCUGUAUGAUGGCGGCUACAGCAGCAGGGCCAUGCAGGUCAUUGAGCAUUAUGCCAGGAAAAUAGUGGACGACACACUGAAGAUGAGCCUGACUUCUGUUGGACAUUCGUCCCAAGAGCUCCAGAGGACCCAAGACCAUGACAAACUCUCCCACACCCAGAGGUUGUCUGAGGAGCCAACACUGAUCCGGGCCCUGGGGGAGAGGACAUGCCGUUAUUGUCAGGUCCAGGAGUGUCCAUACUGCACCAAACUGAGCAGGCAUCACUACCACUCUGUACUACAGAGAAGGAGAGGUGGACCACAGUGCCAGGACAGGGCUGAGCGUCUUUCAGGUCUGGAGAUUCCCAAGAUCCACAUCGACCUCGACCACAGGGCAGCAUUUGCGGAGGAGAUGGUAUCCAUGGCGAUGGAGACAGCUAAACGUGAACUGAGUAACACCAGCCUCAACGCUGACAGUGGCAUCGGCCACGACGGUACCAGCUACGCUGAGAGCUUAACUGCUGAGAUUAUGACAUCAGCCCUGUCCAACGUCUGCCAGGCUGCCAACUUCAGUUCUCCAGGUCAGGAACCCACUGAGUCCACUGUGUCCCAGCAGCUGAGCGUAGGAGAUGACAGUCUGGGGAGCUGGUCUAACCUAAGCUUUGAAGAUGAACAUCCAGACGACAACAGCAGCUUUCUCCACCUCAGUGACAGCAGCAAUGGGAAUAGCAGUAGCUGGAGCAGUCUGGGCCUGGAGGGGGAGGUGUGUGAGGAGCAUAUGUCGUUCUCCCCCUCUGACAGCGACAAUAUAGAGGACAAGGAGACUGAGGUCAAGGAGGAAUCCAGUGGAACACUCUGCGUGGACAGGACUCUGACAGUACAGACUCCCAGGACCACCCUGGCCAUAGUGAACUCUGACGUGAGGGAGGCCGGGCGUGGCCCUCAACACGUUGCUAUCGACCCCCAGCUCAGGUCCAUGCUGCAGUGGGUGGCCGCCUCCAUGGCCGACAUCCCACACAUCCAGCUGAGUCCCGACCGAGAACUGCAGCAGCUGCCAGUGGUUGUCCAAAGGCUCCGGGAGCGAAGGUGGAGGGCGGGAGAACUGCUGCACAACCUGCUGCGUUACUGCGAAGAGAGCCAGCCCAGAGAGGAGGUGCUGCAGGCCGGCAGAGAGCCGCACCGCGUCCCACUCUUCCAGUGGCUACUGGAGCACACCUAACACAAUCCCCUCUCUUUCUCUCCUCAUUCCUUCCCCUCCUCAUCAUCAAUCAUCAAUUCCAUCAGACAGGGCUUUGCAACUUCCAUAGCCAUCCCCCUCUAGAGGGUGCCAUGCAAAUCAAAUUAUCGAACUCAUGAAUGUGGGCAGCGUGUUUUUUCUUUUUGCGUUGCAUACAGUGACCAGAUUCUGUUUCUGUUUCUGUUCUUUUUUUCACGCAUCUUUUCUUGUCUGGCUGCUCGUGUCACAUGAAUUGAUUUAGUUCACCUAAGGCCACUGUAGGGCUUGAGCUAGAAGAAGAAAAGGAGAGUAGACAGGAAGAGAGAGAGAGAGAGAGAGAGAAUGAGAGAAACCCCCACCUCGUGACAUGUUUCCAGACAGGAGAGCGCUGAUCGAGAGAAUGUGUUUUCUUUUAGGGAAUCCCCACAGCGGCUGGUGAAUGAUGUCAUCAUGCCCACAGCUCACCUCUGUGGUGGUGUUUCCACAUGUUCAGAGACCAGCUGUGUGCACACACACAUCACACCACACCCUCAUAUUACCAGAUGCACCAACACACACACCCCACCCCCACCCUCCUGUAGUAUUCUGUUGUAUUAAUGCGCUCUGAAUGACUGUGGUCUGCUUCGGUGAGUGUUUCUUUCUCUGGAGCUCAUGUAAGUGUUUUUUGUCGAUAUGCUGCCAUACAUGGAGACUGUAAAGUAUGAAUUUAUGAAACCAGGAUCUUUUGCAACUGUACGUGGCCUCAGAAUGAUGAAAUGAAGGUUGAGAGUUCUGGUUUCUUCUGUAACACUGCUUGCCAAGCAACAAUCUCCUCAGUUGUCAAACUUAGUAAAAAAUAUAUUUAAAGGGGAUGAUGUUUACUCAAGCAAUCGCUAUUUAAAAGACAAAGUAUGUAUAUUUUUUUGAAGUAUGAAAUGCUGCUCGAAAGUUUCAAAAACGUUGCUGCCAGAUGUAGCUUGGCCACAAGCGUCCGUCCUGUCCCAGUCACCGUGAGAUAGCGCCAGUCAUCUGUUUUGGGGGGGGGGGGGGGGCGUCCAGUUUCGGGGAAGAUCCAGUGACGCAGACAGCGGAUCUUCUCCUAAUUAAAGACACCGGUCAGGUCUGCACUUCCGAAACCACAAACUAGCAGCAUAGCUCCAGCCUGGACUCACACAUUCUGUCACCCACGCUCCACAGUCACCUUGUGGAAUCAAGGAUACCACAACCUCCACAACUAGCAGCAGCACACACCCGCAUUACUCAGCAGCCCCCAUGAGAACGUCCACACGUACUAACAGCUACUUGCUGAGAAGCACUUUUAUUUCUUUUCUUUUAUAAUUUUGGCAUUUCCAGCGCUGUCCUCAAACCUCUGCGGUCUCCUCUUUUACUCCCAGCUUGGAUGGUCAGCUAAUGACGGGUUCUCAGAUGUCCUAAAAACAAGCAGAAAGAAGGGAAACUGGACUUGUCGGGUUUCUUGAAGACGUCCGUCCUCAUCUCAUCCUCCAUCCUCCAAUUACAGGUGAGUAUCACCACAACAUACUUGGAUGAGUGGUGAAUCUUCAGGAAAAACGUUCCCCGUGUAUUUUUACUUCGUGACACCCAGAUAUCCCAAAAUCAGAUGUUACUCCAGUGAGAUGUUCCUGUUUAAACUCACCUCGCCUCAGCAGUCUCCGAGAACUGAAGACUUGGAUAAAUUUUUUCAAAAAAAAAAAAACCCUGCGAGUCCAGUUCUCCUUGUUUCUUGGAGAGUAUAUGAUGCUAUUAAUUUAACUAAAGGAUCCAAUGACCACACCUUGUAAAUGUAUUUCCUGUGCCUACCUGUGAAGGUGUCUCCCCAUUCAUCUCCUUUCUUUUCCUUCUUGCGUCCUCUUGUGUGACCCCCCACCAUUGACACUCAGCUAAUGCACACAAUCCCUCUCCAAGCAAAUAUUAUUGGGAUACGCUUGGAUGCAUUCAUUAUUUAUUGCUGCUUAUUUUUUUAUUAUUUUUUUACGAGCGGGGACCGAAGGAUGAUGAAAUGCUGCCAGGUCCUCAAGUCCAAAACACUGUAAUAAACCACCAGCUCACAUGUCUGAUUAUAAUACACUAAGUGUUGUUGGUGGCCUGCAUGAAGCUCCACAUUCAUUUUCUUCUUCUACACUAAUUGAGCCGCAGUGAUCGUCUGUGUCCACAUUGCCUCACGUCAGGCUGCAGGCCUCUUCUGACACCUUAUUAGUUAAGCUUCCUCUCUGGGCUGCCAAACAGACUGGAUUUGUUUACACACAGAAAUGACUAUAUUUAAGAAAAAAAAAAUCCAAAGUGUAACCCAAGUUAUUAAAACUGAGAGCAAAAGUGAAGAAACAGUGAAGUAUUAACCUGAGAGCGUGCGUAUUUAUCGGUUUACAUUAGAGGAAUGUAUCCACACCGUGUACAGAAUCUCUCCAGUCUCAAUGUUCAGUUAAAGCUUGUUCUUCUACUAUUAUUAUCUUUCUUUUGACAUUCCUGUGCAUCCCAUGACCUCCAGUAUAGCGCUUUAUGGUUGUGUUAGUGAACGCCGAAUGUGUACCUGCCAGCAGAGACUUUAAAUCUGUUAUUGUUCCCAGUGUUACUCACGCCUCUCUCCAAACAUCACACAUGAUAAUAUAUAUAUAUAAAAAAGAGAGAGGCGUCCUGUACCUCACCUCACUUCUGUAUUUUCCUGCUUACUUGUACAAUCCUGCCAAAAUAAAGAUAUUUAAUAAAAUCUAAUAUAUAAUAAGUUAUAUAUAUAUAUAUAUAAACAGUUGUCCUUCGUAGUGGCGUUGCUCGCUAGUUUACUACGUUCUUAGCUUUAAGUCAAAUUUUUUUGGUUUCUGUCAAAGCUCGGUGUGACAAUAAAGCUUUUUUCAUGUGCUCUGA